Molecule: messenger RNA, 7647 nt
Organism: Apis cerana (Asiatic honeybee)
Lineage: Eukaryota; Metazoa; Arthropoda; Insecta; Hymenoptera; Apidae
Product: proton channel OtopLc
Biological process (GO): proton transmembrane transport
Cellular component (GO): membrane
Molecular function (GO): proton channel activity
Source: RefSeq, a predicted model, not a curated record
CGCUUCUUCAACACUACGUGAUUAUUUCAAAAAGCUCGAAGCCAAGAGAGACGAGCCAUCGUCCGUCUCCCUUCCUUCUUCUCUUUCCCCUCUCUUCCACGAUGCGCGGGAGCCCUCCAAAACGAAAGGGACGAAAUCCGCUCUCGCUACCUACUGUCGGCCUCGUAGGGGUAGGUCGCUUUGCGUGCAACCUCGUUUACCUUCUUAAACGCGCGGAACAACCGGUAUAUUUAAACGAAACCCUUCCACGCGAAUUUAUCCUUCCAUCGCGCGUUCGAUGCGAUCGGAUACGUCUGCGAACAAAUCGAAAUCGAUCCGAAUCGGGGAAAUCGGGUAUAAUCGGAAAUGCAAUUUGAAUACGAGAAUAGAGAAUUUGACCCGUUCCACGACCGUUCGUACAGAUAAUCGAAUUACCCCAAUUCUAUCGAUCAUCGGCCGCCAAGCCGAAUCUUUGUGCAACGCGAAUACGUAUCAUUUCCCCAAACGAAAUAUUCCGAUCUCGAUUGCGCCUCCUCCUUCCGCGCCUCCUUUCCUGGCGUCUCGAGAAAUUCUUUCUGGCGAGGCUCGGCGGUAAAUCAAGCUCGCUGGUUUAAAUUGAAAUUUCGCCCCGCGAUACGGGAGGACGGAGCAAAUAUCGUUGCGACGAUGCCGCGACGGAGAAAAUAAUUUACGUUCCACGCCUCGGUUCGACCACGCCGCGGAUAAGUCGGCGCGAAUUCCAUGGUAACCGAAGGGAGAGAGAGGAAGGAGGAAGGAAGGAGGAGGAGGGGGAAGGGAGCUCGUCGGGAGCUCGGCCGAAUCUCGAGGCACGUGUGUGAGAAACGGGCUCGGCCGUGUUACGGGUGGAGGGGAUUAUUCAUUAGAUAAACGGCCACUGUUCGAAAGUCGUCGUCGCGUUAAUCGCCGCGUCCACACACGCUCUAUGGAUCUCUCUCUCUCUCUCUCUCUUCCUGCAGCCAGUGUCAAUGCGACACCGUGUGUCAAACGUUACCGCACCGGGUUGACCUUAAAUUAGACGCGCGAGAGCCAUUUGCGAGUUCCCCUUUCGAUUCCUCGAAACUUUUAACCGUCAACCGUGUCCGGUUGCGAACGAACGAAAUUUCUUUAAUCGGUGGUUGACCGAACCCUCCCAUAUUUCAAGCCAAACUCUUUAUCCUUAGACUCGAACCAAGUCCAGGAAGAACGGACUUCUUUAAAUAUACGGCAUAGCGUUUAAUUCUUCUUCUGGCUUCCCUCUCCUCCCGCCCCAUUUUUUCUCCUCUUUUUUCUUCAUUUUAACGAAUCGUGAAAGAAAAAUGAAAAAUCUCGAGCCGGGAGGGGUGUGCGAUCGAGCGAACGCGAAAAGUCACGCCCCCUUUAAUUACUGGAGCUCGCGGCGCGAAAAAGGAGGAAAAGCGGUGGAAAGGAGAGAAGGGAAAAGGAAAAAAAUAAAAAUAAAAUAAAGCUAGAGAAACUGGAGUGGCGCAACGCGAAGUCGGAUCCUCGAUUUCAUUAAGAGCGGGGCGAAAACGGGUCGGAAAAUAUUUUUCCCCGGCAACGCGCUUAAUUACUCGUUCCCCGUGUCCGCGGGGGUCUUUGAGCCUCGAGUAACGAUACUCUCUCUCCCUCGUCUCCCGUGUCGCGUGGUCUCACAAUGUAGCCUCGAGUGAGAAAUUGUCGCGCAAAACUGGCGGCGUGACACGUUUCCCCCCUCCCUGAAAACUUUUCUUGCCCAUUUGUCGGCGCGGUUCAACGAGUUCCGAUUGGCGGCGGCGAGUAACGACGAGCCAGUUUCGCAGCGCGGCGAAGUUCGGGGCCAGCGCGCGCGCGCGCGCGCCUUUCAGACGACGACCUGCUGCUGCUGCUGCUGCUGCCGCUCGGGAAACUCGCUUAAACGAAUUACAAUCCGCUCGAAAGCGAUAAGCUCUAAGAGGCGGACGUUCGUCUCUCGGGAUAAAUUGCUCUCGACUCGGGCAAAUUCGGUUGGGGCAAAUGAAAAUCGUAGGUAGAAAAUGGACGGAUGUGUCGGUAGGUAAACUGAAAACGAGAGAGGAAUGACGAAUCGUUCGAGAGACGAAUUUAAGACUCCUGUUGUCGGAGUUGACUCGCGAUCGAGAAGUUCGAGCACCCUCGAGGGAUGGAAUGACGGGGAAAUUAGAAAAAUCGUUUUAUCGACGAUGGCGGGCUAACCAGAGCUUCUGGCCAGGAUUGCCGGUUGCGCUGCCGUCACCGGCUUCACCGUCCGCGGUAAUCGUUUCACCGGAAACGCUGUCUAGACACAGCAGCAGCUCACCCUCCCGCGCUCACCGGCCACCCCAGUUCGCCUUGGCUCUACCAUGCUCCUCGCAACCGAUCUCGGCGGUCUGCUAUCCGGCGCCUACCUUCCUCGACGUCUCCGAGGACCGCAAGUGGAAGAAGCUCGGAUGCGACGCCCUUGCGUCGACUUUUAGCGCUCUCUACGGGAAGCUGUUGGUCGUAAUGGGAAUCGCCUUUCCCAUGGCCGAAGUAAUAUCCACCUACAUACCGCCGUCGUUCUACGAAGGGUUCUACCUUUACCUCUACUUCGGCAGCAUGAUCUUCCUCGUCUACAUGUACGCCACGUUGCUCCGCGAUGGCAAACCGAAGUCAAAAGAGAAACGAAAGGACGUGUGCGACCUGGACUCGUCGCGCUCGUCGAGCGGCGCCGGUGGCGACAGCGACGCCGCGGACACCACGUGCCCCCACGUGACUACCGUCAGACCGGCCCAACACUACGGCAGCUUUUAUCUGAGGAUGGGCGCCGUUGCGUUCGGGAUCGGUUCCAUGAUCUACUCGGGCCUCGAGUUCGGCCAGUACUUCGAGCUCGAGCAGAACACCAAGUGCCACAACAUCAUGCUCGCCCUCACGCCGGCCACCAGGAUGGCGUUCAUCUUCAUACAGAUGUAUUUUAUAUUUCUCAACAACGAGCAAAUGAAAGUUUAUCGUCAUCGGGUGGUGGCGCGCUUUGGACUGAUGCACAUGAUCGGGACGAAUCUGUCGGUCUGGUUGAGCGUCCUUGUACAGGAAACGAAACACGAGAUUUUGACGUUCUACAACCCGGAGAACAACUCGUUAAGGAUCUCCCACAGAUUAGGCGCGAAGAGCAAUCUCGCGGUGCACAACCACUACCACCACGGGGAACAACACCUGAGGCUUCCAAGGGGGCUUAAAGGGCCCCAUCACAUGUUCGAGUGUCGAAGAACGAACAUAAUGGGAUCGUUAGUCCAGGACGCCAGCCCGUUCCUCUUCCCUUGCACGAUCGAGUACAGCUUGAUCUGCGCCGCGAUCCUCUACGUGAUGUGGAAGAACAUAUCCAAGGCUGCCUUCUCCCAGCCCAAGACUCCGCCCGGGUCCCGCCAUCACGCGCACGCUUACAGGAAAUCGCCCCACCAUUACAGCGUGGACUGCGCCCGCGCCCACAAGGGCCUGUUCGUCGGCAUCUUGAUCCUGGUGCUGACGAUCAUCUCCCUGAUCCUGUUCUUCGUCCUGAUAUCGCGUCCAGAAUUGGUCAGCUUCGCCGUGACCGAGGUGAACGUGUGCGAAUUGACCCUGUACGGGAUGUCGACGAUGGCAACGCUGAUAGGGAUGUUCCAGAUGAGGAAGCUGCGCUACGACGGGAACAGGAACUUGGAAUUGGACAACAUUCUGUUGGUCGCUGCCCAGACGGGGAUGUUCAUCUACUCGACGUUCACGAUAAUCGGCGCCCAAUUCACCCUUGCCAAGCACACGGUGCUGGUGCUGGUGACGGCCCUCGCGAGCGUCGUGCAGACAACCUUCCAGACCAUCUUCAUUCUGGACGCGUCGAGGCGAUCCGUGGCAACCGCGAAGCAGAUCAGAAGGAAGCCGGGAAGGGAGAUCGUCACGUUCCUCCUUGUCACGAAUCUGGCCAUGUGGGCCAUCAACACCCUGGAGAAGUCGAGGGCCGAGUCGCAUCCGGUCCAGCUGCACUUCUACGGGCUCUGGGCGUGGACGAUCAUCACCCACGUCUCGAUGCCGUUGGCGAUAUUCUACAGGUUCCACAGCACCGUCUGCUUGUGCGAGGUCUGGAAAAGAGCGUACAAGGUGAAACCUACCUACAUGUGACGUAAGGGGUCCCGUGAGGUCGUGUGCAAGACAGCGGCUCCUCAACGACCGAAAACCCUGCCGGCCAGGCUGGACGCCAUCGCGGAAAACGAUCCGAUUUACUUUAUGUAACAGAGAGAGAGAGAGAGGGAGAUGCGAGAUUCUCUUCUUUCGCCUCUCUUCUUCGUUGCUCGAGGCUCUCAGAGCUCCUCAAACUGCGAAUAUAUAUAUAUAUAUCGAGUAUAUCGUUCACCAGGCGUUGUUCUAUAGAUAUCGAUUUGUGCGACGAGCGAUGCACGAGCGAUGGACGAGCCUCGAGUUUGAGAAGGAAUGGCAGUUUGUUUAUUAUUAUUAUUUCUUUUUGGAUCGUCGAGAAGUUGCGUUUAUUUAUAUUAUCGUUUAGAUAAUAAUUGUAUAAGGUUUUAUAUCGAAUCGUCCUCGCGUCUAUGAAGAGAAGAAAAGAUCCCAAUGCGCGAUGUACAUACACACACACACACACACACAAACACGCACACGCAUACACACCACACCGUUUUUUCGCCGCAACGAGGUGGAAACUCUUCGAAGAAAUCUUUUAAGAGGAACAAAUAAGAAGUUAGAGUAGGGGAGAGGAAGGUGGCACGAUUAACGACGCACAAUUUUUACCGGGAUUUAGAUAACGUAGACGAUUAGCCGAGUAGUUCGAAUCGUCGAAGCAACGGUUGUUCCUUCGAUAUUCUCGGGAACAAUAAAAAUUUUUGUUCGAUACGUAAGCGUUAAGACGAUUUUCUAUAUCUGAUCGAAAAUAGCGAGUGAGAGGGAGAAAGAGAAAGAGAAAGAGAGAAAGAGAGAAAGAGAGAAACAGAGAGCGAGAGAGAGUGAAAAAGUAUGCGUGUACAAAGAAAGAGUGUGAAGAGAAAGGGAUGUCUUUCCUUUUCUCUCUUUCUUUCUUUCUUCCUUUCUUUCUUUCUUUCGUUGAUCGUAAAAGUUUGUAAGACUGAAAUCCUUAAGCAACCUUAACGACGAUGGUUAACCUUAAGGAUGAUGAUGAUGAUGAUGAUGAUGAUGAUAGAAGAACGAUUCCGUUUCUGAUGCGCAAGUCGACCGAAGAAUCCGUGUUAAUUUAACAAAGAGAGAGAGAGAGAGAGAGAAAGAGAGAGAGAGAGAGAGAGAAAGAAACCCCUGAUCGAUCUGUCCUUCGAUUAGUUUACUCGGAUAUACUCUCACGGACUCAUCCGUCUUCCACGUAGUACAAAGUUGUACAACUUAACGAGUAAAAAAGAAAUAAUAAUAAUAAUAAUAAUAAUAAUAAUAAUAAUAGUAAUAAUAAUAAUAAUAAUAAUGGUAAUAAUAAUGUCUCUCGUUGUCCAAAAGUAAAUAAUUUCAGAAAAGAGAGAUUGAAAAGAAAAGAAAAGGAAAAAAAAAAGAGGAAUCGAGAGAAACGGAUUGAACCAGAAUAGCGUAAAGUCCAAUACUUAUUCGUCGGCUCGAAUAAAUUUUUAUAUCGUUAUUACGUAGACGUUCUCUCGACGUCGUUAAAAUCUCUCAAUUGAAUACUUGGCGAGGAUAAAAAGUGGAUUGGAAGAAAUAAUUCUCGCGAAAAUCCAAUACGAUAACCGUGUUGCAAACGUGCAACGUCUGUUUCUCGCGAUUUCACGUGGCAACGUCUCGCUCGAUCGAUCGAUCGUUCGCGUUUCGAGGAAAAGGAAGCCUCCACUGCACGGUCGAGCGUGCAACCGCCUAACGGCUACCCUAUACUCCACAAAUCCACUCGAGUUUACAUAGAAAUUACAAGAAGGUUUUCGAAGGUUUCGCGCUCGCCAGACGUUGCACGUUGGUCACGAAUCUGAAUUCGAAAUAUCGAUCGUAGUCGACGAUGAGAAAAAGAGGAGGGGGAGAUUUUAAAGGAUAGAACCGAGUCGACGCUUCGUGCGUUGUUUCCAAUCUUUCCUUUUUCUUAAAAGGAAAAAAAAAAAAGAACCAAAGAUGAAUAGAUUUAGGUUCGUCGGAACAAACGGGAAUGGAAAUAACGCAAUAGCGUCGUCCUGUAGAGAUUCCAAAUAUAAUCGAGGAGAUGAUAAACUGAUUAAAAGAGUAAAGAAAAAAAGAAACGAAAAUCUAGAAAGAUAAACGUUCGAAGAAGAAGGAACAGAGUACAAUGGCGAUAUCAUAUCAUUAAGCCUUAAUCCGUCGAGCGUGCUGUCCAAACUCGGAAUACGAUUAAAGAGGAAGAACGAGAGAAGAAGAGAAAGAGUAAAGAGAAAAAAAGGAUACGAAGGGAGAUCAAAGAGAUCGGGCGAUCGACACCGUAAUAUUCUCUCGAGAGUGUGUAACAAGCCGAGCGCGUUCGAUCAAUCGAAUCCGUUCGGCAAACUGUCGUUUAAGCAUGUGGAAGACAUCGAACGAGGAUCUAAACGAUCCGUGGAGAGCGUGAAAUCGAAUCGAAUCGCAUCUAAUCGAUCGGCGCGGUGUGCGAUACUAUUGUUCUGCGAGUGUACGGGUAUGCGAAUGUACGUACGAUUGUUUUUCUCUGCGUGUUGCGUGCGGCGAAUACGUGUCCUCUUGGGAACAACUCGGCCAAGAAUGGUCGAGAGAGAGAAAGAGAGAGAGAGAGAGAGAGAGAGAAAGAGAGAGAGAGAGAGAGAGAGAGAGAGAGAGAAAGGAAAAAGGGAAACGGAAGAGCGUCGAUGGCGCAAAAGGUUCGGUAGCGACAUUUUUUUGUUUCUAGUUAAACGCGUGUUUCUCGCGAUAGGCGCUUUUUAUUUUUCUUCGUCGACGUAACGAUCACGUUCGCGACGAUAUUAUCAAUGGAAAUUCAAAGUUUGCAUAGUUGAACCGGUUGAUUCUUUUGUAAAUUCUACUGUGUGAGGCGGAGGUUGUACAUAGGCGGGGUCAAGGAGGAAAGGGAAACCGUAAGAAGGAUAAGUGUGAAGGGAAAAAAGGGAAAAAAGAAAAAAAAAAAAAAAAGAAAAUGGAUCCUCUCGAUGUUUAGAGCUAGUUGUGUCGACAUGUUUCUUCCUAUAUUAUAUAUAAUAUAUACACAUAUAUAUACAAAUAUAAAUAUAUUUAUUAUUGCGUUGUUCUAUUAUAAUAUUUAUUGUAUUAUCAGAUAUAGGAUUUACGCGCGACACGUUACGUUUAUUGAUCGGGGCUCGUGUCGAGAUUCAUCAUUCCACCGCGUUUUUCUUCCUCUUCUAACACUAUAACUUCUCUUUUCUCACUUCUUCUUCUUCUUGCCAUUAAUCGAACGAUUGAAAAGUAGCUGUUUUCCAUUUCCCGCUCGCAACCCUCGUUUUAACAUCGCGAUCAAACGGCGAUCUCGGCACGAGUUUUAACCGAAAUCGAGGCGAAACACGAAACGAAAAAAAAAAAAAGAAAAAAAAAGAAAAAAAAAGAAGAAAAAAAGAAACAAAACGAAGAUAAGUCACGAUGUGCGCAAUUCGAGCAAGGGUGAACGGGGUAAACGACGAAUAUACCCUUCUAUGUCACGUCUCUAAACUGUACUUUUUCUAUGUCCGCAUACUCUAGUUCCUACGCAAUGUUUGUACUCUUAUACCCUUUGUACUAUUUGUACCUUACGAAUUGCAAUACACUCGUCCGCAAUAAUAA